UGAUGGUCUGGCCCUGGUGGAGCUGAUUGGCUGGUUGCAGUCUUGGGCAUUGCGCGGGGAUUUCUGGAAUUGUUUGGGGCUGAGUUUGCAUAAAAGAGCAUGGCUGGGCAGUGUCUUCUCCUGCGCGAACUGCGGGGCCCCCUGAACCCCUGUAAAGACGAGGAGGAGGAGGACUGUGCGCAGGAGGAUGAGGAGGAUCAGGAUUCGGAGUUUGUGGACGCCGAGGAGCUCUGCAGUGGCGGCAUCAAGGCGGGCAGCCUCCCUGGGCGCCUCCGCGUUUCUAUUCCUGAUGAAAAUACUGCAGAGGAAUGUACCGUGUCCGGACGCUUCCCACUCACAGGUCCAUGGUGGCGAGUGAAGGUUCGGGUGGUAAAACCUCCUCCGCGAUCCAAGGUCUACCAAGCUCAAGGGUUUCCGUCCUACUUUCUGCAGUCUGAUAUGUCGCCUCCAGGCCAAAAAAACAUCUGUUCGCUUUUUCUUAAAGAAUGUGGCUAUGAACGCAGAGAUGACUUUGUAAAAUGGGUGGAGAAAGUGUCAAGCUUUAAAAAUCUAAACUUUGAAAAUCUGCGGGAAACAUUAAGAAAUUUCGACAGACAAACUGGGCAGAAAAACAAAAAGCAAUCUACACAGAAUGAGCAGGAUGCGGUCAGAUUGCCUGUGGAGGAAUCAUUCCCGUUUGUAAGUGUAAUGACAGCUUUGCAGUUCCCAAAAGUCAUGGAGUUCCUUCCAACUCUUUUUCCUCGACACUUCAGAAGGCUUAUCAGCUCAAGUUCCGCAGAAGUGUUACAGAAGAUUGACGACGUCUUGGGUACUGAGCCAUGGAAGCUUGGGUUCCGUAGAGUAACCUACCGGGAGAUGAAGCUCUUGAGCUGCGAGGCCAGCUGGACCGCGUUCAGUCAGUGUCCCUCGCUGCUCCAGCUAAUGACUGCGCUGCACAAGAACGCACUGGUCAUAUAUUUGAAGCUGAAGCAGACUUGUAGAGAAGACGGGCACACGUGUGUUGAAGUAAAAGACUUGACUUUGGCUGUGUCGGAGUACAUGCCUUUCCAGGAAGCCUGCGAUUCUCUGGAGUUUAUGAAGAACCUCGACGUGGUGACCUAUGAGAAAGACCGAGUCUUUCUUUCCGAACUGUACGAGGCCGAGCAAGGCAUUGCAUCCUCCAUCUGUGAGCUGAUGAACAGACCCCCGUGGCGUCUACAAGUGGACGUGAGGCACGUCCUGGCGUCAAUUUGCAGUGGGAAGCCCAAAGAUUCAGAAAGCGUUGCGGCAGUGGAAGGAGGUGAACCGGGAGAAGCGGGGUUAGAGCAGAGCGAAAGUAUUUCAGACCCGCAGGACAGUGGUGACUGCAUUAGGAAUGAUGGCGGGCCUGAAAUGAACACAGCAAUAAAUGAUGUGCCCCUGGAUCCAGAUCAGGUGGCCGCACUGGAAAUGAUUUGUGCCAAUGCCGUGACCGUCCUCAGCGGGAAGGGUGGCUGCGGGAAGACCACCAUUGUUAGCCAUCUCUUCAAACACGUGGAGCAGUUGGAAGAAAGAGAAGUGUGGCAAGCUUGCAAAGAUUUUGAGGAAGACAGGGAUGCCUCAGAAGAAUGGCUUUCUUUUCCUAAGCAGAGUCCAGCAGCAGAGGACAAGGCUGUAGAAGUUUUGCUCACGGCGCCUACUGGGAAAGCGGCUGGUUUAUUGAGGCAGAAAACUGAUCUUCCAGCUUACACACUGUGUCAGGUCAGUUAUAGCUUCUAUUUUUGGAAGAAACUUAAGGGGGACAAGGCAUGGAAAUUCUCUACAGUUCGUGUUCUGGUUGUGGACGAAGGAAGUUUGGUGUCUGUCGGAAUCUUAAAAUCAGUUUUGAAGUUAUUGUGUGAGCACGCCAAACUUUCUAAACUGAUAAUCCUUGGUGACGUUAGACAGUUACCCAGCAUUGAGCCUGGCAACAUGCUGCAGGACGUUUUUGAGACGCUUAGGUCAAGAGGGUGUGCCAUUGAGUUAAAGACAAACCACAGGACAGAGUCCCAGCUGAUUGUGGACAAUGCCACCAGAAUCUCCAGGCGCCAGUUUCCGGAAUUUGAUGCAGAACUAAAUAUCUCUGAUAAUCCCACGUUACCCAUCUCCAUUCAAGAUAAGACAUUCAUUUUUGUGAGACUUCCUGAAGAGGACGGCAGUUCUCAGUCAGCUAAAGGUGAACACCGAUCCAAUUUAUAUUCUGCGAUUACAGCUUUGCUCCAAGGAAAAGACUUUGAGAAUGCAAAGGCAUCACAGUUUAUUGCAUUUAGAAGGCAGGACUGUGACCUCAUCAAUGACUGCUGCGCUAAGCACUACACAAACCAUCUCAUCAAAGACCACAAGAAAAAGCUCAUCUUUGCAGUCAAUGAUAAAAUCUGCUGUACCCGGAACGCCUAUCUCGCAGAUUUAAUCCCUGACAAGGACUUGAAAACCAAUGGGAAAGGUUCUGAUGCUGCCCCCUCCGAUGCUGCCCCCUCCGAUGCUGCCCCCUCUGGUGAUCCCCCUUCCGAUUUUGAAAUCCCGCAGGAUUUUGAAAAUGACAUUCGACUGUGCAAUGGGGAAAUAUUUUUCAUAAAGAGGGAUAAAACUGAUGUAACCUUCCAAGCAAAAAGACUUUUGACCAUCAGCAAUGAGGCUGGUCUGGAAGUGACUGUGGACUUUAACAAACUGGUGAGACACUGUCAGAUAAGACACGCCUGGGCGCGGACUGUCCACACUUUCCAGGGGUCCGAGGAGAACACAGUCGCCUAUGUACUGGGGAAGGCAGGCCGCCAGCACUGGCAACAUGUCUACACCGCAGUGACGAGGGGCCGCUCCAGAGUGUAUGUCAUUGCCCAAGAGUCCGAGCUCAGGAACGCCAUCAGGAAGCGCAGUUUCCCCAGGAAGACGCGUCUGAAGCACUUCUUGCAGAAGCAGCUCUCUAGCGCCUGUGCAUCUCCAGCAGAUUUCCCAUCCCAGCCCUCAAGCCCUGAAAUUGGAGGAACACCCAGCUCACAGCCUUCAGCAUCACCCCUCUGUAGAACCCCAGACAGGAGAGCUACUCCAAACCACGCCAGGGAUGAAGCAUCUUCGGCCAAGGAGAAGUUCACCUUUGAUAAAAGAUGGCUGUCAACUUCUUUUAACGACAUGGAUACAGAUGAGGAGUCCGAACAGCCUAGGGGAUCCAAAAGAACUGGCGAUGGCUUUCCAUUUGAUGGAGAAAGCCCCAGUAAAUUCUGUAUGGUUGAAAAACCGUCUCCACAGGUGUCUUCUGUAUUUCAGAAUUUGAGGUUGAAUAACCCAAUUCGCAGACGACUUUUCAAACCUACUGAUGACCAAGAAAUGGUUAAGUCAGAUGUGGUGGCUCACAUCGAUAAUCCCAGCAGUCAGGAAGCUGACACAGGACAAUCUUGAGUUCCAGGUCAGCCUGGGCAACAUCACAAGACCGACGAUGUUCAGGCAACACCACCAAUGAAAACCUCCAAACAGGAAGAAUUUUACUCAAAAUAAUUUUGCUCAAAAUAAUUAUUUUUCCUUUCAAGGCAAAGUGGCUGUUUCAGCCUCAGUGGUUCAAGCUAUGAGAAGAUUGCUGUAACUGGGAUUUUAUUUUUUGGCAUUUGUAUUUUGGGUAUUUGCUCCAAACGAAAUUUUUAUUUGCAUUUUUAAAUCUGAAUUUAAAAGCAGAUAUUUUAAAUUCACCUGAUAGCCACGACAAUCUCCUCCUCUGCCCUCAUGAGAACAGUGAACACUGGAUGUCUCGAGAUUAUGGAAAAAGAUGCUGUGUGCUUAGAAGUCUCCCGUUUUAGGGAUGCCGUAUGUUCUGUGAUAAGCUGCGUGACCACUGUGGAUCAUCAUCGCCGUUACCCCAAAGAAGUAGCAAAGGUGGGCUAAUUGUACCUGUUGAUACUCACACAUCCAAGGGUGCUGUGUUUGCCACAGAGGUGUUGAUACAAAGCCAUCAUGCACUCCAUCCCUGCUCCUGGGACUCGGCAUUCUUGGGACUUUUUUUGGAUUUGCCUUUUCUAGUUGGGAGUACGUUUUGAUUAUAUCCUGUUGUAGGGAACCUUUCUCUUAAAGUAGAUUGGUUUUUAAAAUAUUUAUUGUCAAGUGGUAGGUUUUUUAAAAAUAUUUAUUGCCAAGUGGUACUGUGGUUUGGAUGUGUCCCCAAACAUGGGCUUUACUGCGGUAGUGGAUGUCUGGUGGAGUCACUCUUUUGCUGUCCUGAGGGCUCUUGUUUUUGUUUUACUUUAUUUUGUGGGGGAUGACAGGUCCCAUUAGAGGUGCACACUGGCUACAGACACACCUUGUCUGGCAGUUUGCUUCACUGCAGUUCUCAGCGUGUCAUACAUUGCCACUGUCCAAGAGCUCAGAUCAUACAGACACUUCUCGCAAUGAAAUAUUUUAAUGUGUGCACAUCGCUUUAUUCUCACAUGCUCGGCUGUUUUCCUGUUGGAUUGCUGGUAUAGUGUGGGGACAUUUUUCUCUCUUUUCCUUUCAUUUUGGGCUUUAAGCAAGUACUUUACUACUAAAUUGCAGCUCUAGCCCUAAACUAACUUUUCUAUGUACUUGGAAACAAACAAACAAUAACAAUUGUGUCCCUCUUCUGAUUGUAACCUUCUCUUGUUGCUGUGCCGUGGUUCUAGUUGGUGGUGUCUCUGAGAUAUGCCUUUGUGAGCAAUAAAUUUACUCUUUGCUUUA
Myodes glareolus (Bank vole) is the source of this 4674-nucleotide messenger RNA. It is a transcript of the gene Helb, whose product is annotated as DNA helicase B. NCBI's taxonomy places the organism in Eukaryota, Metazoa, Chordata, Mammalia, Rodentia, Cricetidae. Gene Ontology annotation, molecular function: single-stranded DNA helicase activity. The record is from RefSeq and is a predicted model, not a curated record. Gene Ontology annotation, biological process: negative regulation of double-strand break repair via homologous recombination.